AUGCAUUUUCUAGCUCUGUCGGCGCUCGUCGGCGCAGCCUUCGCUCAGAAGAGAGGCUUCAAUUAUGGUGCUACGACAAGUGCUGGUGCUGCCCGUGUGCAGCAGGACUUUGAGAAUGAGUUCAACCGCGCCAAGAACCUCCAGGGCCAGUCGGGCUUCACCUCUGCCCGCCUGUACACCAUGAUCCAGGGUGGCACCGUAAAUACCGCCACCGAGGCCAUCCCAGCUGCCAUCGACACUCAGACGACUUUGCUGCUCGGUCUGUGGGGCAGCGCUGGUCAGGCCGCCUUCGACCAGGAGCUUACUGCUCUGAGCAACGCCAUCAAGCAGUACGGCUCUGCCUUUACCAACCUGAUCGACGGUAUCUCGAUCGGCUCGGAAGAUCUCUACCGCAUCACGCCAACCGGCAUUGAGAACAACAGCGGCGUCGGCGCUGGUCCGGACGUGUUGGUCAGCUACAUCAGCCAGGUCCGCGAUCUCAUCAAGGGAACUGCUGCGAGCGGCGCAAAGAUUGGACACGUCGACACAUGGACCGCGUGGGUGAAUGGCAGCAACACCGCCGUCAUCAACGCUGUCGAUUGGCUGGGAAUGGACGGCUACCCCUACUACCAGACUACUCUGGCUAACGGUAUCGAGAACGCCGCAGAGCUGUUCUUCGACAGCUACAAUGCCACCGUCAACGUUGCUGGAGGCAAGCCAGUCUGGAUCACUGAGACCGGCUGGCCAUACCAAGGCCCACAAGCCGGCCAAGCCGUCGCAUCCGUCCAGAACGCCGAGACCUACUGGCAGGCUGUUGCUUGCAGGAUUCUUGGAAACAUCAACACUUGGUGGUUCACUCUCAACGACCCAGAGGCGUCUGGAGACGUCUCCUUCUCUGUCGUUGGACCAAACUUGAACGACGCCCCCCUGUACAACUUGGCCUGCAGCGGCAGCAGCAGCAGCAGCCGGUCUUCUACGUCCAGCAGCUCGGCCAAGCCGUCCAGCACUGCCGCCGCUCCUACGAUGCCAGCGGUCUCUUCCGGCGCCGAGUCUUUCACCAUCAACACUAAGCCAAACUCCGAGUCUGCACCAGCCACUGUAACCGGCGUCAGUGCGCAGCCCACUGGCGCCCAGUCUCAGCCAGCCGGAUCCAGCACCGCCGCCCCCUCUAGCUCUGCUCCCGCUGGUUAUAGUGGAUCUGCUUCGGCUGGUGUCCAAGGUGGUGAGACUCACACCGUCUACCAAACCACCAUGAUCACUGUCUCUGCUUGCUCAGCUUCAUACCCUCCAAGCAGCUCUGCACCAGCUCCAAGCAGCUCCGCGCCAGCCCCUAGCAGCUCCGCACCAGCACCUAGCAGCUCCGCCCCGGCUUCCAGCAAGUCAGCGCCAGCUCCAUCGUCCUCUAGCAGCGGCUCCAAGUCCUGCCCAACCACUCUCACCGGCGACUACCAGUACCCUCAUCUGAUCGUACCCGUCUCUUCCAGCUCUCCUGACAAGGCAUACGGAACCUCCUACAACGGCACAAUCACUCCCACCGAGUCCACCAUCUUCAACUUCGAUAUACCAGCUUCCUACGCCGGCAAGACCUGCAGCCUCGUCUUCCUCUUCCCCAACCAGAAGGAUCUGCAGACCAGCGCAUACUCUUUCAACGGCAAGGGUGGAUUGAAGAUCGAGGAGCUCUCUGGACCCGCCGAUGCCGGCACGACUUACGCCAACGCGCCAAAGGCCGCUGGUGUCACCGCCUCCAUCACGAGCUUGGUGCCCGGUAACAGCUACACUGUCUUCAGCCACGCCUGCGGAGCCGGACAGCGCGUCGCGUUUGAGUUUGAGAGCACGGGUGGUCUGGAAUUGAACUUUUUCGAGGACUACAACCCGAGCCCUCUCGGUGCCUACAUUACUGCCUGCUAG
This is a messenger RNA of Lecanosticta acicola, 1887 nucleotides long. Lineage: Eukaryota; Fungi; Ascomycota; Dothideomycetes; Mycosphaerellales; Mycosphaerellaceae. The record is from the annotation of a GenBank genome assembly.